This is a messenger RNA of Haliotis rubra (blacklip abalone), 4352 nucleotides long. Its product is annotated as nuclear pore complex protein DDB_G0274915-like. The record is from RefSeq and is a predicted model, not a curated record. The transcript has 11 exons. Lineage: Eukaryota; Metazoa; Mollusca; Gastropoda; Lepetellida; Haliotidae. The coding region runs from base 44 to 3205 and encodes 1053 amino acids.
CUCGUGUCGAACGCACCGGGAGAAUGCGAAAGUUUUAUGAAUAAUGUCUUUAAAUUUUUCUACUGUUUUAACUGCUGUUUUCUUAACGUUGUUAUCUUGUAUCGUGUUUGGUUUUAAAACAACGCUGUUUUUAUAUAUUUUGACUGUUUUAUGCGUGUUUUUAUUGGUCGAGGGUAGAGAAUGGACCGGUCUUCUUCCGGUAAGACUUUCAGAGCACCUGGCACCGGUCGCUGACCAUAUCAGAGAAACCACAGGAUAUAUCGGCACUGUUCUUCACAAACCUUUAUUCAGAAACCAAACUCCAAACAUGUUUGAGAGUUGGAACCCUUUGCAAUGGUUGUGGAAGGGAAAAGACGGCCAAACAUCAGGAUCGCGACCAGUGAUGAGAUCCAAGUUUGCCAGGAGAACCAAAAAAUCUAAAUUUGGACAGAGUAAGCAAAAAGAGAGAUCUAACGCACUGAAUUCACCAGCUCCCAUAUCUGUGUCAAGUCCAAAGUCACCAAAGAGGGGCCUUAGUGGAAAUGUAUCAACUGGAGAUUUAAAUACAAGUGUGUCAGUGUUGAAUGCAUCUGGUCCACUGCUGUCCACCCCAUUAAUGCCCAUGAUAAAAAGAGCUGUAGCGAACACUUCUGGACACAAUGACACUUUCAGCCCGGAUGUCAAUUCCCCACUUGCUAGUGGCACUCGAAGCCGACCAGUCAGACGAGCCAACACGUUCCACUUCACUCCAACACAUCCUGUAGAUUCAUCACCUGGAGUCUUGCCAUGGGUACGCUUCGGCAGGAGAGAUCGACAUUCCCUAUACAAGGCCGACAUCAAUUCCUUCAAACAUCAAAACACUGUACGGGUAGCUCCACCUGAUCCACAUAGAGUUCUCUCCCCAAGUUUAAUGCCAUUGAAAGAGAGAACCGACAACACACCAAAGCCAGUGGACACGCAAGCUGUCGUCAAUGCUCUCAGGGAAAGAAGGAAAAGAUCACUUGUUGUUGCCGUAGAAGAAGACACACUUUUUGAAGAAUCAGGUCAACAUGCCAAGAGAAGGCGGCAGGAAAGUAGCCAGUCCACAGCUUCCUCAGCUUCCCUGCCCCCAAUGCCAGAUAACCUGCCGGACCUGUCAGACAAGAGCGUGAUGAUGCAGCUGGAUGAGGUCAGUCUAAAGCGUCCAUCUGCUCCCAGUAGGGAGGCCAUGGAGGAGGCAGAAGAGGAUGUCAGUGUUUCCAAGCGACAGAAGAACACACGCAACAACCCUAUCACCAGCUCACUUAGCUCCAGCAGGAAGAUUCUGAUCAGAGAGAGAAUAGAAGCCAGGAGUAAGACUCCUCUGUCUCAUCAAGAUGCAGAACUUCCACAAAGCAAGAGGCGAGCUACUGACCAGUCCCUGGCCCCAACAACAGAUGUCCCUCAGACAGAGGAUGGUGAUUCUAUCAUGACUCCAGACUGUGAAGAAAAUAGGCUUGAUGCAGCCACAACCGAAUUUGUCAGUCAAGAUAAGUCAUCCACACCAUCCAGUAAGACAUCAACACCCAACAGGAGAUUGCAGCAGGAUGGUAUACACAAGCCAACAAGACGGAGGAACCUGUCCUUGUAUCCAGGCUUGAAUUCUUCAUUUGCUGGGGUGCCAGUGGCGCGAGUGUCAGCUACAGCAGACGACUACGAGGCAGACCGGGAGGCUGAGCGGCAGCGAGUGCAGGACAUGCUGGAGGAGGCUGAGGAGUCCAUCAAAAAGAAGAGCAGGCCAGGUACUGAUGUGGUGGCCUCUGCUGCCGCUCCUGCAAGUUCCAGCCAAACAGCAGCCACAACCAGCACCACCUCGUCUCAGCAGGCAGGCAUCAGCACAUCUUCAUCUCUCCUAUCUGUGCCCAUUAAUACAAAGACAUUGACGUCCGUCAGCCAGACACCAACCUUAUCGUCAAUCUCCUCCACCAACCCUCUGUUGAACACCAUGCCAACCUCCGCCACCAAUCCUCUCUUAAACAGCACCACCAAUCCUCUCUUAAACAGCAAGCCAGCUGCAAGUACAAAUCCUUUGUUGAACACCAAACCGGCCGCCAUUACCACAGCUUCUCAACUAGACCUAACCUUCAAGCCUAUCUUCGGUGCAGUGGCCACAGGAUCAUCUGCAAGCACCUCAACAACAGCAUCAGUGACAACCCCAGUGUCAUCUACGACUGUUUCAGGCUUCAACCCCAUCUUUCCACCAGCUGUGUCUACAGGGACAUCAACAACAACAACAAACCUUGUUGUUCCAACUCCAUCAACUAAAACAGAUACUGGCAGUACCGGUCUAUCAGCAGCGCAGGCACUGUUUAACACAUUUAAUUCACCUGCCAAUCCCCCACCCCCAUACCCAGGCACAACUCAAGUUGGAAAUGCCCCUGUCAACUUCUCCAGUGCUCCAGCUAAACCAAGCUCUCAAGUGAUCGGCAUCUUACCACUGACUACCAGUACACCCAAGCCUGCAGUUCAGCAAGGCUUCUCGUUAUCGGGACCUACUGCUCUACAGUUUGGGCAGACUUCAGUUCCUUCAGCAACUAGUACAGCAUCUUCAAACCAAGCAGGAUCUACUGGGCCUCCAGCCCCUACUUUUUCUUUUGGCCAACAACCAGCAGCAACUACCACGAAUGUUAAAUUUGGAGGAAGUGGUUCUGUACCUGCGACUACAAAAGGCAUCACAGCAGGACAGUCAACUGGACUUUCGACUCCAGCUAAAAACCUGUUUGGAGCAGCUACCACAGCAUCAUCCACUGCAUCAACUAUGCUGGGGUUUGGGCAGAAUGUCACAGGGUCUGCAGCUGCUAAUCAGUUUGGACAGAAUACAGCUGUGUCCACUGCUUCUAGUGGGUUUCAGUUUGGACAGAGUAGCAGCUCAACUGCUCAGUCUUCUGGGUUUCAGUUGGGUUCAGCGUCAACAACUCAAGCAAAGACUUCCUCAGGGCCAGGGUUGUUCUCGUUUGGUGCAACUCCUGCAGCUGGGGCAGCAGCUUCCUUUGGCAACACCAGCAACACUGCACUUGGGGUGAGUAGCACAGCAGCUCCAGUGUUUGGAAAGGGGAGCACUUCCACAACAGCCUUUGGAACAGGAACAAGUGCUACAUCAGUGUUUGGUAAGGGGACAAGUGCAACAUCUGCCUUUGGUUCAGGAACAAAUGCAGCAUCACCCUUUGGAACAGGAACAGGUGCUACAUCAGCCUGGUUCAGGAACUAAUGCAUCAUCCUUUGGAACAGGAACAAGUGCACCAUCUACCUUUGGGGCAGGAGCAAGUGCAACAUCAGCCUUUGGUGUAGGAACAAGUGGUACAGCCUUUGGUUCUGGAAACAGUUCGGCACAAGGUUUUGGCACAGGACCAGCUCCAGGAUUUGGGUCUGCAACAGGAACAGCUACGUCUGCAUUUGGAACAAGCUCAGGUACGACAGCAUUUGGCAGCACUGGACAAGCUGCUCCAGCAUUCGGGAGCAGGUGCAAGCACUACAAAACAGAACAAUACAGGGUCAAGUACGUUCACAUUUGGUAACACUUCCACUCCUUCACAACCAGCCUUCGGUUCCAGUCAGGCUGCCUCUACAUCUUCAGUGUUUGGGGCACCUUCUGGCAGUCAGGACCAGAAACAGACAAGUGUGUUUGGUGCACCCACCACCCAAGCAGGGUUCAAUUUUGGAUCAACACCUAGUGCGUUUUCUUCAGGUUCACAGCCUGGGUUUGGACAGUCAUCGUCUGGGUUUGGAAGCACGAGUACACCCAGUAAAAGUAACACUCCAGGUACAUUUCAGUUUGGUCAAACAAGUCAGCCAAGUACAGGGGAAAACAAGGGAUUCAACUUCAAUGCAUCCUUCACAGGUUCUCCACAAGUAAACUUUGGAACCCCGAACACUCCCAACACUUCCUUCGGUACUCCAUCCAACAUGUUCAGUGCAACUGGGGUGCCACCCAAGCCACGGGUCACCGCACGAGGACGAAGGAGGGGUGCCAGGAGAUGAGUCCCACCCAGAAGCCAACUCAACAAAUGCUAGGGACAGGACCAUGGGUCUCCACCGCACUACAUUUCUAGCUGACUCAGCGGUGAUGACACCUCUUCUUGUUCUCCAGUGCUGACAUUAGAUGGAGAAUUUAAGAAAUUAUUUUAUCAAGAGAGAAUAUCUCCAAUGGGACUGUCACUUGAAGAUGCUGACAAUGUGGAAAUGUUAGCAGGAUUGAGUUUUAAGUGAAGCCACCUAACGAGACAGCUUGUAAGUUGUAUCCAAACCCUCAGAAAAGAGGUAUUCUCUGCCUUCUUCCUGAGGAGGUGGUGGGGUACUACAGUGGUUAAAACAUUUGCCCGUCAAGCUGAAGACCCAGGUUCCAUUCCCCGCAUGGG